Molecule: messenger RNA, 841 nt
Organism: Rosa chinensis
Lineage: Eukaryota; Viridiplantae; Streptophyta; Magnoliopsida; Rosales; Rosaceae
Product: transcription elongation factor SPT4 homolog 2
Exons: 5
Coding region: 179-535 (118 amino acids)
Biological process (GO): positive regulation of DNA-templated transcription, elongation; mRNA processing; chromatin organization
Cellular component (GO): DSIF complex; nucleus
Molecular function (GO): zinc ion binding; RNA polymerase II complex binding
Source: RefSeq, a predicted model, not a curated record
GUUUUUAGAGAAAACCGACCCUACCAGAACUCUCUAGGAGUCUCCCUUCAUCUGUCUCUCUCUCUCUCUCUCUCUCUCUCUGUAUCAUCGUGGUGGUGAUCGUCCCGUCGUCAUUCCCCUCAGCCUCAGCCUCAGCCUCAGUCUCAGCCUCACUGCCUCAGGAUUUAAUUUCAAAAAGAUGAAGAGCGCAGCUCAGCCGGCCCAGAUUCCGACGAGCUUCGGCAACGAGCUUAGGGCCUGCCUCCGUUGCCGCCUCGUCAAGACCUACGAUCAGUUCAGAGAAAACGGAUGCGAGAACUGCCCCUUCUUCAAGAUGGAUGAAGAUAGCGACCUGGUCAACGAAGGCACUACUCCCAAUUUCAAUGGCAUCAUUUCAGUCAUGGAUCCUGACAAGAGCUGGGCUGCUAAGUGGCUCCGAAUUUCGAGGUUUGUUCCUGGUUGCUACACUCUUGCAGUUUCAGAGGCUCUUUCUGAGGAUUUGCAGAAUAUAUGUGAAGAUGAGCACGUGCAAUAUGUACCACCAAAACGUGUAUGAGCGUUGCCUAAUGAUCAGACCUGCAAAAAGACUGCCUUUGAGACUAGAAGUAGAUUAACUUGUUAUGGAAACAGAUGGUUGUUGGAGGUGAAUGUUCUGUUGGAAUGAAGGCAUCUAGCGAAAUAUUUAAAUUCGGACGCUUGUGAUGUAGUGAAUCUGUUUUGUUUUGUGUGUUAUGUAGCCGCUUGUGAAUGUUGAUUGAGACAGAGUAGUAGUUUAUCUGUGUUCUCAUCUUUUUCUAUGUGUUUCAAAAUCCACAUCAGCAAACAAUGGAAAAGAUAUUGCAAACUACUGGUUUUCGUUCAA